Messenger RNA from Chaetomium strumarium, 2371 nucleotides. RefSeq lists its product as uncharacterized. The transcript is spliced from 5 exons. Lineage: Eukaryota; Fungi; Ascomycota; Sordariomycetes; Sordariales; Chaetomiaceae. The record is from RefSeq and is a predicted model, not a curated record. Bases 416 to 2371 code for a protein of 651 amino acids.
GUUCAAUCAAUAGCCUGGCUUGGAGGGGGAUUUAGAUGAGACCUGCCAUUGUAUGAAUUGAAGGCAAAUGAUGAAUUUAGCCUCUCCAUCUGCUUCAAUAAUCCUUUCCUUCCACUUCUGCGUACCUUAUCCGUUAGUUAUCAGCGUGGCGCCUCCGCGCACCAGGACUCACUUCCCUCGACACGUCGAGGCGCGACACGUCCAGAACUCAACACCUGCAGCAUUUCAUCAUCUCCAAGUUUGUCUCCCACAACCCCAUAUUCCUCCUAAAUUCUUGUCGUUUCUCCCCUCGAAUAUUCCUAGCACUCGAUGUUGUCCCGUUACCCCUAUUCAACUAGAAAUCGAUCAGUGACUUCGCCGAUUCACCAUAUCACCAGCGAGAAGAGGUUGGCAAAGCGCCCCGCGAGUUCACACCAUGUUUUACAGUCACGAGAUCCUCACCGACGAGUCGUACGGAGUGGCGACGCAAUGCCACUAUGUGCUCACCGACGCUGAGAAGAUCCAUGCCCAUAUGAGAGCCUUCUACAACGCGUUGGGCGGAAGAGAUAAUGCCAUCGAUCCUCAGGCAGGAAAAGCGAAGCGCCAGGAACUCAUCCUCGAGGACGACCCGGAGUUUGAUCUUAACCCGGUUCUUCCCGCCUUCCAUUUUGGCGACGACGGCGGUUUGGUCGUUCCGCAACACAGCCAAACCUCGCGCAAGACCUCGUCUCAGCUUUCGCCGCUGCAAGGAGAGGCUUCUUUAUCAAGUUCUAACCGCUCUUUCCUUGGCGGCUUUGACCUCUCUCAGUCACCGUUUGACGGCAGAAGAAAUUCGCUGGUUGAAGAGCCAUUCGGAUCUGGCAAAGUAGACGACGAGUUGAUGCCAUUCGGUGACGAAGAAAGGGAAUUACAAGCAUUUGAUGACUGGGGAAUUGAGAUUGAUGCGGAUGGAAAUAUCAUACCUGCCAUUGACGAACCACAGCUGCCUGCCCUUCCGCAAGUACAUGCGGGAGGAGACGCUAGCCGGAGGCUGCAAGACGAGGUUAUGUUCUUUGACGACGAAGGCUACUUGAUGAUGGGGGGCGCAGGGAGCGCUUUCAAUUCCGACCCGCCUCUCCCUUUCGGACAGGAACAGUUGCAAGAGGGCGAACAGCAACAGGAACCAGAGCAUGACGGUGUUGAAGAUAUGGUCGCGGCUCAAGAUGAAGUCAGCUCUGGCCAGGCUCCCGUACGUGUCAAGCGUCAACGGCGUCGCCCGGUCCUGGCAGCCGACGACCAAACCAAAAUCACGAGGCAAGAACUCAGGUCUUGGUCCACCAAUUAUUUGGCCAACGCCGAGCAGGCACGCCAGCCACGCCAUGGAAUCACGGGCACGGAAGCCCGCGCAAAUGCCUUCAACCUAGUUUUCGGCCAAGGCAUUGCUGGCGUCGGCUGCCCCACUGGCGUCCCAGGCUUCCCUCACCCGCUGGCGUCACAUUUCGCAGGCGAAGGACUGCAAGCCCGUCUCCUGGGUAUCGUCAUUACUGACGCGGACAGCGAAGAUAGCGAAGCUCCACGUGGCCGCCGCCGGUCGGCCUUCGAAGCGCUCGGAUUAGAAGGAGACGGUGCCGAGCGUCGCGUCCGCCGCCGUCUCAGCGACCAAGACUCCGAAGAAAACCAACACGCUCAGCGACUGCCCCGACCCGACGACGCGCUUCUCCCUUUCCCUGGAGAUGACGAAGUUCCUCCGGUUGAAGUAGGCAGACGAGCCGGUUCCGUCCUCCCUGACAUCCCCUCCGACGUACCCUGGAACCGCCCAUCGUCCCAAAUCCCCAGUUCUUCCGUCAAGGGAGGCGGCAGUAAGCCUCCCAGCAGGCACGUCAGCGCCAGCCCGCUCCUUGGCCGAGGAAAUCUCAGCCUUAUCCCUGGCCCGGAAAUCGAGCGCUUCAGCGAUAGCCACCAACCAUUCCUCGGCUCCGACGGCCUGGGCAGCCAGGACUUUGCCCCUUUACAUUCCGGACCGGCCGGCAGCAUCAUGUCCGACCCGGCCGCCCCUGCUGCUUACGACACCCAGUCCGCGUCGCAGAUGAUGCGCCAUGCGCUUGAUCGCGAGGGGCGGAAUUUCCUAGGCUAUGUCGAGUCCAUCGCAAGGGAGAAGGGCUAUCCCGAUAUUGACGACGAGAACAGCAACGGACGGUGGUGGGUCGAAUUCGACAAGCUCUUUCAGCCGGAGGACCAGAAACGCGCAGUGGUGGCGCAGGCAUUUUACCACGUGCUAUCGCUUGCGACCAAGAACGUCAUCAAGGUGGAGCAGAAUGGACAAGGCGGCCAUGAGCCGUUUGGCACUAUCCACUUGGGGGAGAUGGAGGGCAUGGAGGGCAUGGUGUGGGAUGAGGAAGGACAUGGUGAGUAA